Paramuricea clavata is the source of this 1541-nucleotide messenger RNA. NCBI's taxonomy places the organism in Eukaryota, Metazoa, Cnidaria, Anthozoa, Malacalcyonacea, Plexauridae. The record is from the annotation of a GenBank genome assembly.
AUGGCGGACGUAUCUCGUGUAAUUCCGUGUUUGAUUAUAUUUUAUGCGUUGUAUAUGGGCUUUGAGCUUGGAAAACCUGUUAAAUUUUGUAACGUGAUCUUAAAUACGAAUGGGUUCAUCGAUUGUAAUAACAGAAUACAUCUUAAAAGGGGAAAUACAACUCGUGGUUCAAAUGCUCUGCUUGGACAACAAACCGUUUAUGGACCUGUUCUGGUCUCUGAUUCGGAUGUCGAAGUACCGCCUCAUGAACGGCUGAUAACUUGGUAUCUCAUGGCUAAUUUUGCAAGAAAUGAUCUUGUUUGUAAUACAGGGAAGGAGUAUUUAUCGAAAUAUAUAGAUGGUCAUGAACAGAAUGUAUCGCCUCAAUGCACUUGCUACCACGCUGAAAUUUACAUGUCUUUUCAUGCGGUAAAUAUAUCAAACUCUGUUGUUAUAGAUAUGCAAGGGUGGGUUGACUACAAAUUUUUUGUAGUUCGCUAUAACUACAGCUACUUCAAAAAUAUGUAGUCAGCUACAACUACUGCUACUUUUGAACAAAAGUAGUUCGCUACUGACUACCGCUACUGCUUAAAAAAUGUAGCGAACUAUUUCGCUAUUUCGCUACUCAAUAUUUUUUAAUUUUACUGUAUAUGGAACAUCUACUAUAGCUCAGGCUGUAAUGUAACCUAUAACAAAUCGACUUACGAGCAAAUAAGACGGCAUGCACUUGCACAGUUUGAACAGUUGCACGGCAUACUUUAUUCGUGCAAAUUGAGUAUUGAUUUUAAGCAAACUGUGUCUUAAUAACAUUCUAUUCUAUCAAGUUGCUAACAAUUUUAAAAAGUAGCGAAUAGCGAUUUGCUGUUUGAAAAGUAGUCAACUAUUUGGCUACUUUUAGGCAAAAUGUAGUUCGCUAUAACUACAGCUACUGUUUUGAAAAAGUAGUCAAAAACUACUGGCUACUUGAAAAUUGUAGUUCGCUACAGUAGCGAACUACAACUACUUCGCUACUACCCACCCUUGUAGAUAUGAGAUAUAUCCUAUUUUGGGAUAGAAACUCUUGUAUACUUUUUGUUCAUACGAAGGAAAAAAGAUCAAAGUGCCUUGUUAAGUACUAUAGUAACCCCUUUGCUUUUCGGCGUUUGUUAUUAUCGGGAGACGUUGAACUAAACCCUGUUCCCUGUACGGCGUUAAACUCAAAUUUAAAUGAGACGCCCACGAUUACGGCUAAUAGCAACAAUAUUCCCUCUCUCGCUGCUGAUCUGCCCUCUGGAUUAAAAUUUGUUAGCUGGAAUAUACAAAGUCUCAAUGCUCAUUUGGAUCAAGUUCGCUUGACAUUAAAUUCUCCAAACGAAGCAAGUGUGAUUGGUCUGUCCGAGACCUGGUUAAACCAAAAUUUUAUGAAUAAAGAUAUUCAAAUUGACGGCUAUAAAUUGGCUUCUCGGUUUGAUCGUGUUAGCGAUACUUGGGGAGGAGUUGCUAUGUUGGUAAAAGAAAAUAUACCAUUUGACGAGCGAAUAGAUCUCAGACAUGAUAAUCUUGAGACAAUAUGGAUUGAAUAA